CGAAAACCUUAAAAUUACUGCAGUGUGGGAGAGUCCUAUCCACACAAUUAACCUGCAGCCCCAGCCUUGUGUCCCUCUGUGAGUGUGUGCAGAGAUGCGCAGGACCGCACCUUCUGUGAGCGCUGCCUGAAACUGGAGAUGCAGGGGUACCACUGAAGGGUGGAUGGUCAGUCAGGCAGCCAUGAGAGGCCAGCGUGUGGUGGAGAGCGAGUGCAGGUGUUGGAACCCGGCCGUCUGGCUCCUGGUUUCUCUGCUAGGAUCCCUCGUCCUCGUGGCCCUCAGCCUGCUACUGCGACUUGGAGACGUGAAAAUAAGCAGACGAGCCAUAUCCACUGCUGGUGCACAAAACUCUGUGAGGACACAAUACCAAGUACAACUGGUGAAUGGCCGAAACAGAUGUGAAGGGAGAGUGGAGAUACGCUACAAUGGUGCCUGGGGAACGGUGUGUGACGAUGAGUGGGACAUGGUGGAUGCCAACGUUGUGUGUCGGCAGCUGGAUUGUGGAGUGGCUGUGGCAGUGGGCAGCAGCUCAAAGUUUGGACAAGGCUCAGGACUCAUCCUGCUGGAUAAUGUGGACUGCUCAGGGAGUGAAACAGACCUCAGUCAGUGCCGAAGUCUGGGCUGGGGCAUCCAUAACUGUUACCACUAUGAGGAUGUGGGUGUGACUUGUCGAGUGCCAGUCGGGCCAGGGGUAGUGGAUCGCACCACACCACCCCAGGAUAUCUCUGGUUUACGAGAUGGCACCAUACGUCUGGUGAGCGGGCAACACUCCUGCCAGGGCCGUGUAGAGAUCUACUUCCAGGGAAGAUGGGGGACUGUAUGUGAUGACGAGUGGUACAUGGAGAACGCCAAGGUGGUGUGCCAACAGAUGGGCUGUGGCAGUGCCAUGUAUGCUCACACAAACUCCUACUUUGGCUACGGCACCGGUCUGAUUCUACUCGACAAUGUCAAGUGCUCUGGCAGUGAAGCAGAGCUGACCUCGUGCCACCACCUGGGCUGGGGAAAUCACAACUGUGGACACCAUGAGGACGCCGGGGUCACCUGCAUGGAGGCCUCCACUGUUUCUCCUUCUGUGACUUCAACGCUUCAGAGAGCAUUCCAGGCAACGUUCAGCACUGAAGCAACAGAGGAAAUUCCCAUGACUGAAUUACCAAGUACAACAACUGCUGUAACCACACUUCGUCAGGUUCAAGGUAUACCAUCCAUCCGUGUUGUGAAUGGUGAAGACAGCUGCCAGGGCCGUGUGGAGGUCUUAUUUAAAGGACUGUGGGGCACAGUGUGUGAUGAUGACUGGGACAUGGCCAACGCUCAGGUGGUGUGCAGGAUUCUGGGUUGUGGUCCUGCUAUAGCGGCGACAGACAAGGCCUACUUUGGAUACGGUUCUGGCCCCAUCCUGCUGGACAACGUGCAGUGUAAUGGCAAUGAACAGGAUCUGUUUCUGUGUGGCAAUCUUGGCUGGGGUCAGCACAACUGCGGCCAUCAUGAGGAUGCUGGAGUUAUCUGUUUGUCUUAUGAGUACUACGUUGGAUUAGGACGUGACUUCAGAGUAACAGAAAUGAUACCCACAACCACCAUAACCACUCCCUCUGAUGGAAUGAUACGACUGGUUGGUGGCCAGCACCGUUGUGAGGGCCGGGUAGAGAUAUUCUUGAAUUCUGAGUGGGGUACAGUGUGCGACGAUGCUUGGGACCUCCCUGACGCUAAGGUGGUAUGUCACAAAGCAGGCUGUGGAGAGGCCACGGCGGCUCUUGGGGAGUCAUCCUUCGGGUCCGGUGCAGGAACAAUCCUGCUGGACAAUCUGAAGUGCACCGGUGAAGAGGCCUCCCUGCAGGAUUGCUCCCAUAUAUCCUGGGAAGUGCACAACUGUGACCACACAGAAGAUGCUGGUGUCACCUGUGAGCUGUCGUGA
Cheilinus undulatus (humphead wrasse) is the source of this 1909-nucleotide messenger RNA. It is a transcript of the gene ssc4d, whose product is annotated as scavenger receptor cysteine-rich domain-containing group B protein. Gene Ontology annotation, cellular component: membrane. The transcript is spliced from 13 exons. The coding region runs from base 164 to 1909 and encodes 581 amino acids. Lineage: Eukaryota; Metazoa; Chordata; Actinopteri; Labriformes; Labridae. The record is from RefSeq and is a predicted model, not a curated record.